UGCCAGGGUCUCUCUCUCGGUCUCUCGUCUAUUGCAGCCACGUUGGCCGACAGUUGCCCGCCAAACACCGCUCAGAGUGGUCGCGUUUCGCUCCUGCGCGUGUCCCGAUCGCUUCUGGCGGUUGUGGUGUCUGUGUUACCCCUUGGUGGCCAGUCCGGGACGAUUAAUUAAAACUCAUUUCGUGCUGAAUUGGUAUUUCUGUCUUGCUUACAUGUCUUACGAUGAUGAUGUGGCUGUGUUCAUGAAUUAGCCCGUAGUGUGUGUAUUUGUGUUAUGAUAAUAUUCAUGGUCUAUUUAUCACAUUCGAAUAUGAAAUUUAAUUAUGUCAAUAAAUAUGCAAUUACGCUGCUUUUGUUUUUCUCUUAUUAACUUGGGCACAUGAAAGUGAGGGCAGUGUAAUUUCGACUACUACCAGCAACGUAUAAUAGCAUUUCCAUAUCACUGAUUCUACCGUGAUAUAUUUUGGCUGGAAAGCAGAACUCCACUUAAAAACAAAUUGCAACUUGGAUCUAAAAGCGACAGUAUUCAAAAUGCAGCUGCACUCUAUUUAUCAAUGGAAAAUCCUGGCCUACUGCAUGAUCUCAUCUCAAAUAACAGGGGAGCUGAUUCCCUUCCCAAGAGGCUUCAGGUCGGUGCGAAUCCCCACCUCCCUCCCCGCCCCACCGGACACUCAGCCUCUGCCGACGAUCCUCCGCGACAACAGAGGACGAGAGGACGUGUACGACAACCUGGAACUCAGCAGCGAGGGCCCAGAAGAGCCGAUACGACCCCUCAUUCCGAUGUCAGCCACUGGAGCGACUGGCACUUUCGUCCUUCCGUCACAGCCGGUGUUCGACGAAGCGGCGCCGAAGAAUGUCUCGGCCAUAACGGGCAACUCCGCCUACCUCCACUGCGUCGUCCACAACUUGGCGAAUAAGAGCGUAUCGUGGAUACGACAGAGGGACCUCCACAUCCUGACAGUCGGUCGGUAUACGUACACGACGGAUGAUCGUUACCAAGUCAUCCAUUCAAGGCACUCGACCGACUGGAUACUGAAGAUCAAGUACGCCCAGGAGAGGGAUUCUGGCAACUAUGAGUGUCAGGUGUCUACGAAGCCCAUCAAGUCUUACGUGGUUCACCUGAACGUUUUCACUGCGCCUCAGGCGACCAUUAUUGGAUCUCCAGAUAUGUAUGUCGACAAAGGUUCCACGAUCAACCUCACCUGCAUCAUUACUCACAGCCCAGAACCUCCGGAAUACAUCCAUUGGAAGCAUAACGGAGUCGAGUUGAGCUACGAUUCACCACGGGGUGGCAUCACUAUGGUUACGGAACGGGGGAACACAACCACUGGGUAUCUGCUGAUGAAGGAAGCGCGUCCAUCAGACACGGGAAACUACACCUGCGCUCCAUCGAACACGUCGCCAUCUGAUUUGCGAUUACACGUCCUCGAUGGCGAAUUACCAGCAGCCAUGCAGACGAACUCUGCCUCCCUCGUGUCAUCGAAGGCGACUGAAUCCAGCGUCGUCUUAAUAACCUCAAUAAGCCUACUCUCUGUCGCAGCAUUGCUGGAACGCCUUUUAGAAGUGACUGGCGUUCCCGGAGGAUCCUGAGUCUUCAACGGAACUAAACGUUUUAUUAAAGCCUCUCUUUUUAUGGUGACAAUAAUAAUGAGAAUAAAGACAUAAAUAUAAAUAUGAAUAUAUCCCAAAGUGUUGUGAUUUCUGACAAACUUCAAUGCUCAUUUUUGUGCUCACUGAAUAUAGACUUUUAUGGAGUUUUUGAACCUAUCGAAUUUUAUCCGGAGAUGUCUGCAGUGCAGUCCGAGCGUAUUUUCUGGGCGCGUUUCUGCUGUUUUUAUUUUUACGGAAAUGUAGCUACGUCUGAGAUGAUGAUGAUGUUGAUGAAAAUUGAGUAACAAUAUAGGCUGUAAGACGAUCAGUUUGCCGAAGGUGAUAUGCUCUCCCAAAGUAGAUUCCCAUCACCCGCGCAUCUGACGUCUAGGCCAGUCUCUCACGACGCUCCUGAUUGGCUGUUGAUAAGCCAAUCACAGGGCUGGAAACUCUCAGUCUCUCGAGAGAGUUCCCAUAAGCAGGGAAGACGUAUCCCUCAGUAGUGGAACAUACAUCCUGCCUAUGUAAACUCUCUCGAGAGACUGAGAGUUUCCAGCCCUGUGAUUGGCUUAUCAAUAGCCAAUCAGGAGCGACGUAAGGGACUGGCCUAGACAUCAGAUGCACGGUUGAUGUGAAUCUACUAUAGUAUCCCGGUGAUGACAGUUUCUGAGACCAAUAAGUGAUGAGGAAUUUCGUUAAGUUUCCCAAGGAUUCAAAUGUCCGAGGAACUAAGAGUGAUAAGAUAAUUAAUUCUUCUACGUUAAUCUAACAUUCCCUCUAACUUUUGUAUACGGUGCUCACAGGUUAAAUAUAUCAGAACAUUGAACAUGAAUAUCUUGUCGAUAAUACAACACAAACAUCACCAUUCCAACCUUACUGUUCAGUGUUUACAAGAUCCUCUUCUUUAGUGAAAGAAAGUCUGCGAUGUUGAUCAAGAUCCCUCUAGAGAUGAUCUCUUUUUGGAGAGUGAAUUCCCUUCCAAAUGCUGUGAAAUGACGUAUUGCAAAAGUGUUCCAAUGCUGAUGAAAGUUUAUUAUCUGCAGCAUAUCUUUAAAACUCUCAUAAGAGAACAUUUUAUGGUUUAUUUUUAUCUAGGACUAUAUUGAACUGUUAAGAAAUGUAUUUGUUAUUGUUGCCAACCGUAACUUAAUUUUUUUUUUUUUUAUGAAACUUAGAAACUAUAUUGAAAUCGUACCAUUUGACUAUAGUAUUAUACUGAAAUCCAUUAAAAGUUUUUGUUUGAAGAAUUUUUAUGCUUCAUUUUUGCUUAAUGCAAAAUGAGAAAUGUAUGAGCUUAUGAUUUAAUUUAUGCAGUUUUCUCUUUGUUCAUUUGACCUCAGAAAUUAGCACGAUGUCGUAAUAUUGUCUUUUGUUUGUUUGUAUUGUGUUUUUACGUUGCAUGGAACUAGUGGUUAUUCAGCAACGGGACCAACGGCUUUACGUGACUUCCAAACCACGUCGAGAGUGAACUUCUAUCGCCAGAAAUACACAUCUCUCACCCCUCAGUAGAACGCCCGAGAAUCGAACUCGCGGCCAACGAGGUGGCACGCCAACACCAUAACGACCACGCCACUGAGGCGCUUAUGAUGUUGUAAAAUUUGGCUAUGCUACCAUCGCAAUAAAUACCAUUAAUCUUCGUUGAAAGUAUUUGUAAGCUUCAUUUCUACUUAAAGCAAAAUGAGAUAUUUAUAUAGUCACGAUUUAAAUUCAUACUUUUACAUUUUUGGAAGCAGGAACAGUAACCAAUUAAGUAAUCAUGAUAACAGAUCCGUAUCGACCUUUGAAACUCAAUAAAAAAUAAAACAGUAUCUACACUAAAUAUGGAGUAUGACAUUCCUUAACUAUUUGUGCUUCUGAAUAUAUUUGUUCUCCAAUUUGAUUUUUUUUUUCAAAUGAAAGAAUAUUAAGAGCAUCAUAAUUGGAACAGUUCUUUUAAAAGAGGAUUUGUGUCAUUUUCCGUUCAAUGAACUGUAAAAACCUGGGGACCCAUUAGGUGUGUCUUCGCAGACAGGAUAUUCAUCACGCUUUCUGUGUCCGAUCUUCGAGAAUGUCUCCUUGUUGGCUGUUGUUACUCAGUGGACAAAACUUUGCGUUAUUUGAUGGGCUCUUCUUCAGUUUGUACAUAUUAUAAUGUAAUAUAUAAAAAAGGAUAUCUAUAAUAGAGAAAGGCAUUUGAUGUAAACAGAUUUUAUAUUUUGAUAAAAUCUUAAAAUA
Messenger RNA from Macrobrachium nipponense, 3803 nucleotides. Its product is annotated as zwei Ig domain protein zig-8-like. The coding region runs from base 531 to 1589 and encodes 352 amino acids. The transcript is spliced from 7 exons. Gene Ontology annotation, cellular component: neuron projection membrane. Lineage: Eukaryota; Metazoa; Arthropoda; Malacostraca; Decapoda; Palaemonidae. Gene Ontology annotation, biological process: synapse organization. The record is from RefSeq and is a predicted model, not a curated record.